AUGGCUGGUGAUACCAACUCCUCAUCUUCAGCUAACCCAUCGCUGCUGCCCGCGACGUCGUCGAGAUGCCUGACGCACGACUACAAGGUGACCAACUUCUCCCUGCUCGUGGGCAUCGGCCAGGUCGUUGCCUCGAGCACCUUCAGCGCCGGCGGCUGCGACUGGAGCAUCAGGUUCUUCCCCGACGGCGACAACGAGACUCCUGAAGAGGCAGCCUCUUUCACGGCGGUCUACCUGUGCCUUGUGGCAGGACCGGCCGGUACCAGGGUCAGGUACAAAUUCACUCUCCUCGACGACAGAGGUCGCCGAGUGUCGACCAAGACAGGGAAGAGGAGGAGGAGGAAGAAGGGAAAAGAGACCGCCGCCGACUUGACGAGAACCUCAACCUCCACCUACCCCUAUGUCGGUGCCAUGUGGGGCACCAACAGGUUCUUCGACAGAUCCGUGCUGGAGGAGCUGCUGCGGGACUCCAACGACAGCUUCACGAUCCGGUGCGCCGUGGCCGUGAUCCGGACGCGCACGGAGGACGACGUCGUCAUCGAGGUCCCGGAGUCGGUCCUCCGCCACGACCUGGCGCGCAUGCUCAGGGACGGCGACGGCGCCGACGUGACGUUCAUCGUCGGCAACCGGUUCUUCCGCGCGCACCGCUACGUCCUGGCCGCCCGCUCCAUGGUGUUCAAGGCGCAGCUCUUCGGCGCCAUGACGAAGGAGGCCCAGCAGCAGCGCGGGGUCGACGGCGCGCGGUGCAUCAUCAAGGUGGACGACAUGGAUCCCGCCGCCUUCGCGGGGCUCCUCCACUACAUCUACACGGACUCGCUCGCCGACGACUGCACCGCGGGGAGGGUCGUGGUGGCGCAGCACCUGCUCGUCGCCGCGGACCGGUACGGGCUCGACAGGCUGAGGGUGCUGUGCGAGGCGAGGCUGUGCGGCUGGAUCGACGUGCAGUCGGUGGCGACCACAUUGGCGUUGGCCGAGCGGCACCAGUGCGCCAAGCUCAGAGAAGCUUGCCUGAGGUUCCUGUCCUGGCCAGACAUGCUUCGCGCUGCCGUGAAAACGGAGGGGUUCGGCCAUCUCAUUGCGAGCUACCCUUCGGUUGCCAGCGAUAUCUUGGACAAGGUCGUCUCGGCAAGAGUUGAUGAUCAUUGA
Messenger RNA from Sorghum bicolor (sorghum), 1146 nucleotides. RefSeq names its product BTB/POZ and MATH domain-containing protein 2. Gene Ontology annotation, biological process: protein ubiquitination. Gene Ontology annotation, molecular function: protein binding. Bases 1 to 1146 code for a protein of 381 amino acids. The transcript has a single exon. The record is from RefSeq and is a predicted model, not a curated record. NCBI's taxonomy places the organism in Eukaryota, Viridiplantae, Streptophyta, Magnoliopsida, Poales, Poaceae.